CCGAAGAGAGUCCCAGAGAUGGGAACCGUGUAAGCAGAACAAUGGAGGAGUGGUACCAGCUUCCUGCAGAAGAGGACAGCAGUCAGCUGCCACCUCAGGACCUCUCUCAGCAUAAUGCCUCCUAUGGUCAGACUGGGGGAGGGGCUUGGGUCCUGCAUCACCCCAGUGACCAGUCCCAGUCAACGCAGCUAGAAUUCCAGGACAGUCAGCUGUCUCCAGCACUUACUCUCUUGCCAGCCAAGACUGGCAAGUUUUAUACCUUCUCGAAUUCCACUCUCAUGCAGCAGACGGAUCUUGAGUUUGCUCCUCUGAGGGGGUCCCCUGACUUCUCAGUCCUCUCUGAGAGACUCUCCAUGAUGCCUUUGGUUGGAGGUGCUACAGGUUUUGGCGCACCGUCUGUGGCUCAUAGCACCACAUUAGGCCAUGCAUCCCUUUCGCAGCAUCCUCUGGGAGAGGAUGAGGGAAGCAGCUGUUCUCUCUCCCAGCACAGCCUGUCUCCGGGCGAACGCCACCAGGUUACGCCAGGACGUGAGUUUGAGAGAGACAGCGCAGAGGACCAAGGCUACGAGAGGCGAGGAGAGGGAGAGGAGGAGGGCGAGGAGAGGAGCGCUCCACGUGGGAGAGAGGAGGACGAUGACGACGGCUCGUUUCUGAACAGCAGCGUUCCGGCACGCACCUUGCUUGAGCUCCUGGAGAAGGAUGUGGGUGUGGUCAGCAGCAGCAGUGCCGUUUCCUCCGCCUCCGAAACCUUUUUUAGCCAACCAGAACUCAUCCUCAAACAGACUGACGCCAUUCACAACCAAUCGGGGCUCAGUCGGACCAGAGCAGACUUUGCUGACCAUCAGACGGUGCCGGUGAAUCAACACAGAGACUCGGGCCUAUUUCAGAUGGGCCCCUCUGCGUCCUCUCUUGUGCGGUCUGCCGAAAGCGCCAUCUUUCGGGGGUCCAGCUCAAGUGGCAGCACAGAGGAGGAACCUUCCAGAAACCCACCUGGAGUCCGAGAGUGCCCUCAGGGAGACGCGUCGGCCUCCCCUCAACCCACUCCAGCGCCUGCGACGCGCGUGGACCGACGGGCAAAUCGCUCGUCCUCUUCCUCCUCUCAGCUGUUCGACACCUCCAGCCUCAGCGUCUCUGGCCGCACGGCCGACGUCUCCAACAUCACCUUUCGCUCUUCGAGCAGCAGGCCGGACGCCUCCACCGACGCCCUGCGCGCGCAGCUGUUGUCCGAGAGUUGCGCGGCGGCCUCCAGGAGCGCCCACGCCGGCCCAGGGGAGCGAUCUCCGCCCGAGCUGAGCAGCAGGUCGGCCAGGCUGGCGCUCCAGGGGGCGGCCGGCUUCUCUGUCGAGCGGGGCCACCGCGAGAGGAUCCUCUGGCAGUCCGGCAACCAGACGGGGGUGGACUCGUCGUUCCUGACGUCGCAGCCGGCCUUCCAGUCCACGCCGUCCGUUGCUGUGAUGGCGCCCAACCGGGCGAGGGGAGUUCUGCUGGCCGGUGCUGGCACGUCCUACUCACAGUCGCCGGUGCUGCCGACGGACACGUCAAUCUCGUCCCACCCCAGGAUGACCGAAGCGCCACCUGUAGGCGCGGCUGAGGUCGGCACGUCGCAGGGGUCACAGGGGUCGAGAGGGUCGCGAGGGUCGCUGACGGGAGGCGAGGUGGGCAGCCUGCCCAGUCUGAGCUACGUGCAGAAGGUGGACGCGUGGAGAGCCAACCAGAGCAGCAACAGGGCCUUCAGUGACGAGCUGGAGCUGCAGGGACCCGCGGAGGACGACCAGCAGGCCGAUGCUAACGUCAACGCGAGCGUUACUGCCGAGCCAGCUCCAGGGAAUCACCCCUACUCACCCUUCCACCAGCCCAGGGAGGACUCUGGAGCUGAGGGCAGUGCCGGAGGGGAGGUUGGGCCCACAGGUGUAGGCGCAGCAGCUGCAGCAGGAGGAGGUGGAGGAGGAGGAGGUGGUGUAGCAGGUGUUGUGUCUCCUCCAGGACGUUCCCACUCCCACUCUUCGUCCCUGGCAACUGUGGUCACCUCCAUCCAGCACCAUGCCGCGGCGCACAAUGACGUCACGAGCGCCCCGCAGUCGGCCCGUGGCGAAGAGUCAGUCACCAGGGAGGAAGUGGGGCCACAGGGGAGAGCUGAGCCGUCCAGUCAGAACGGCCAGAGGUCAAGCGCCAUCAACAUGGGCCACUUCAGCGACGUGUCAUCAAGCCGCGACACAGGCCGCAGCCUCUCCAGCCCACAGGGUAGUUUCCAAGGCGAGGGAAGUGUUAGGGCAUCUUUUGGAGGGGCCUCAUCAGUGGUCAGUCUGGAGGUGGACAACUACGCUCCAUACUGGACCUCAAUGCCUUCCACUCCCAACAGAGAGAGAGAGCUGAACAUCGAGGAUAGGAUCCCGGUUUACCUUAAAAACCUGGGAAUCAACCAAUCACCUUCCACAAUACUGACCCCGUUUGCUCCUAGAGGACCAAUUAGAGAGCCAGAAUUUUCUCCUACUGACUUGUGUACCAUCAAAGGUUCUACAGGCACUCCUACCAAGAGCACUCAGCCGUCUGAAGGUGAGAGUCCUGAUAAAGCCGAGUUCUCGCAGCUCUCUCAAGGCUCCAGCGGCUCGCUGUCCCUCAGCACGGGCCGGCCCAUAAUCCACCUCUCCGACCAGGACCGGCCGCCCAGUCAGGGCAGCAUACGGAUGACGAGGAGUUCUUCUCACACGCCACCGGAAUCCCCCGGCGCGUCGGCUGCCCCUCUCCCGUCCCUGGCGCCAACCCACCAGAUGCCCUCUGCAUUGGGGCAGGAGCCGGCCGCAGCACCUCCCCUCCAGCCUCCCCAGCCCAGAGAGGAGGCCUCAGGCCCCCAAGAGGCACAGAGGAGUCCCAGGCGGGAGCAGCCACAGCAGCAGCAGGGGGAGGAUUGGCUGGUGGGCUCUAGGACCCUGCAGGAGAUCCGGCAGCUGCUGGGCCGGGCGGAGAGUGUGCUCUCCCUCAGGUCCUCCCUGACCACCUCGUCGGGCUCCGACUCCUCGCUGCUCCAGUCGCUGCGGAGGAAGAUGGAGGAGCCCGGCUUCGCCGACGACACGUUCGGCUCCUCGCCGCUCUGGGCGCGCUCCUCGUCCGACUCCAUGCUGAGGGACAGCUCCGUCGCGUCCUCCGAGCCGAGCAGGACGCUCGGGGCGACCGCUCAGGCGCCCGCCGACCUCUCCCGUGCGCCCGGAAUCCGGGACGCAGGACUCAAGUCCCACGCGGUCAGGAGAGCCGAGCCCGAAGGCUGCAGCGCCACUGACCCUGACAGGGUGGCUCCCGCAGGUCUGCCCGUCGCGCAGGCCCCUGCCCCGACUCCUCAGGAACAGGAAGAGGAGGAGGAGGAAGAAGAAGAAGAAGAGGAGGAGGCGGCAGCGAGCUCAUCGAUUGGUCCGGAAGAGCCCAGCCCCGCCCCAAGUCACGCGGGGGUGGAGCUGGCCAGCGUGAGCGACAGCAGCGAGGUCAGCGAAGGGUCGCUGAGCGCCAGGGUUGCUAGGCUGCUGCACGAAGAGUCACCCGUGUCCAUGGUGACCAGCAGGGCCAGCACAACGGAUGCAGAUGAGAGCAGAGCGAGAGAGUGGAUUUUGCUGAAGGCGUCUGGCCAGAGGUGUGAAACGCUGCACCUGAACACAGAGGACAGGCAGAGGGUGGAGGAGAUCAAGAGAGAGCUACUGCAGCACACCAAGUCCCAGUACAGUACGGACUCUGAUGGCAGCGCUCCUUCUAGCGUCGGGGCGACGUCGGCCCCCGUUGCCGCCACCUCUCAGCGCAUGGAGGGCUUCCUGGCGGUGCGCACUGCCGAGGAGCGGCUGUCGGACCAGCUGCAGCGCGCCGGCCGGAACCUUCUGGAGUCCAGCCGAGUCACUCUCGGCUCGGUGGCGGCGGCGGCCAGCCCGGGCCUGGAGGCCCGCGUGCAGGAGAUCGCUCAGAGGGAGGGCGUCCCGCUCGCACCUCCGGCCUCGUCCCGCUCGCUCUCGCCGCUCACUUCCAUCACCAUAGCGACGGCCCGCCACACUCCGUCCCCGUCCCCGUCGUCUCUGCCCCCCAACAUGACCCCCCAGCAGCAGCAGCAGCAGGCAGAGAGCGCCAGCGUGAGCACGCAGACGCAGACACACACGCUCCGUUUACAAACACACACGCCGCCGCCCUCGGACACGGAGUCGGACAGCAGCGUCUCCAACGCCGAGCCGCACCUGCACAGCGCGCUCAAGGCGUACUCUCUCUCGCAGCACACACACUCACACGCUCACGCUCACGCUCACGCUCACGCUCACGCUCACACACACACGGAUCAGCCCGGGGCUGAAGAGGUCGAGCAGCAGGGCGAGGCGAGCACCAUGGAGACGGGCCAGGUCAACGGUCAGGUGGAUGAGGUCACCGGGGGUUGGGGUCACCAGUCACCCCUGGCCCCGCGCCACUCGUCCACACACCUGCGCCUGACCCUCUCCCCCAAACCCAGACCGGUGCAGAACGGCUUGGACAGACCCCACCAUGGGGCGGGCCCUGUGGAGCUGGACCAGAACAACGCGGUGAGAUCGGCCCAGACUGCCCAGACCUUAUCCGGAAACUGGACCGAUGGGCCCUCGCUCGUAGCCCAGUCUUUCCCACAAGAGGACUCGAUUAGGCUGACCAAUCAGGAAGUCCUCAGAAACGAGACUCCGAACCCCAAACUGGCCUCCGCAGCAAUCAAUCCAGUGACGGAACCGCUAAGACCCACCCCCGAGCCCUCGGUGUCCAGUCAGACACUCUCUGAGGAGCAGGGGCCAAUCAAAAGCCAGUUUUUGCCACAAAAAGCCACAGGCCCGACCUCUGUCCAGAUCAGCUCCAGCACUAGAUACCCACAAUCCUUCACUCCGCCCCAGAGACUGACACAGCCUUCACCACGACCCCUGUCGGUUUAUGCACCUGUUCCGCUACCAACUCUGUUGCCGUACAAACCUCACGGCAGCUCUGAGCUCUUCUACAUCCCCAAGACGGACACCCAGCUCUCCCCCAACCGCUCGGACACCACCGUAGAGAGUUCACACACAGGCUCAGAUGAUGCCGUUCCCCCACGCUUCACUGUAGACAUCCUGGGAUCCAGAGACCUGGAGCCUGUUCCAGCCUUACCCAAACACACAGAGGGCAUCUACAGCAAGAACAGAGGCUCUAGUGGAUAUGAGCGCGCCGGCCCUGUGGGGGAGCAGGGGGUUGGUGUGACCAUCACAGGCAGGAAGAGGGAGGAGGAGGAGGAGGAGGAGGAGGAAGAGGUGAUGGGAGAGCGUGAAGGGGAGGAAGAGUUCAGGCCGCUGCCCAUGGAGAUGGACUUCAGCAUGGACAGCCUGAGGCUCCACACCAGCACGCUGCGGACCCUCCCCCCACCGCACCACGCACCUGCUAACCUGCGCCAGAGCCAGCCAAUCGCGCCGCCCCACCGGAGGGGAGGGGAAGAGCGCGCCCACAGGGAGCAGCAGCAGACGUCCCAAGAGAUUGGCGGCUCCCUGGACCAACUGUGGCAGCGCUUCAGCGAGAGCUGGAGCCGGGACCAGAGCCGCUCGGCCAGCGAGAGGGAGACGUCGCUGCUGGAGCGUCUGGAGCGCCUGUCGCGGCUCAUCAACAGCAGCGCGCUGACGCACGGCGCCACCAUCGCACACUCCCCCGCCAAACAGGCCGCGGACGCAUCGGUCAGUACACAGACCCAGGGACAGGGCCAGCCUGUCAGGGUGGACGCCAAGAGAGCAGACAGGGGGAAGAGCAAGAAGAAAGGGAGGAAGGAAAAAGAGCCUGCAGCGGAGGAGAGGAAGAAGGGAGCCAGAGAGGAGAGCGAGAAAAGAGGCAGAACUCCACGACUGGCGUGGGCAGAGUCGGAAACUCAGUCGUCCAGCCAUGCGCCAGAGGAGGAGGAGGAGGAGGGGGACGAGCCGGAGAGACUCGGGCGCUGCCCGGCGGAGAGAGACAGCAUCUCCACGGAGACCAGUCUGUCCACCAUCGACACCCAGCGACUGUUGCGGGCGUUCGGGCCAAGCCGGGUGAGGCCGCUGACGUCGCUGAUGUCGGGCGAGAGGGCCCCGGAGAGCCUGCUCAAGCUCUACAGCAACAUCCACAAGCAGCGGAGCACGGCCAACGACUCCUCCACGGUCACUCUGGACUCGUCCUCGAGCGGCUCCUCACUACCUCCUCACCCACGCCCCUCAGGCAAGAGGCCAAAGGUCAAACUCGUCAGCAGAGGCGUGCAGGCAGGUGACCUGGAGAUAGUGAGCAAUGGAACACGGCGUCACACUCGUGACGUGGGCACCACCUUCCCCUCGCCGCACCCCACCCCCUCCAGCCAGGCCCAGCAGCCAGCACCGCCCCCGCAGCACAGCUUCAUGAAGGAGAGGCACAAGAGGAAACAGCCAGAAAGCCAUCCUCCUGGCCCAGCAGUGUCUUGGUUCGUUCCGGCUGAGGAGCUGAAACUCGACUCUCGUAAAGAGAACCGCCCGGACAACAACAGGAACACUCCAGCGGCCGGUCCCACCUGGUUCGAGCACUACAGCAGAACCCAGCCGUGGCGAGAGCCGCUCCGAGAGACACAGAACCAGGACGGGCGAGGGAGAGAACCGCAGAGGGAGAGGGAGAACCGGGAGAACCAAGAGGAACGAGAGCGGCCUCAGAGACAGCAGCAGCAGCAGCAUCAGAGCUGGGUGGACAGGGACAUACUGGCACCUGAGCAGAGGGAGAAGCCUGCGGAGACAAACUACAGUAUGGACACACAUGGCAAACUCUCUGCCCUGGAGCGCCUCUCCCUGCAGGAGGCGCUGGCGUUCCGGCGGCCCGAGUUUGUGUCCCGCUCGCGUGAGCGUCUGAAGCGUCUGUGUCUGCUGAAGGAGGAGCGCCGGAUGCAGGCCCAGUUCAACCUCGAGAGAGAGACGCUCUUCAACCACCCCCAGAUCACACGCAGAUACACCCACAACACCGCAGUGCCUGACCCUCCGGUGAAAAGAGCCGUUCCUAAGAAGGAGAUGUUCCAGAGAUCUAAACAAAUUUACUCUCAGCUGCCUGAGGUGCGCAGGCGUAAGGAGGAGGAGAAGAGGAAAGCUGAAUACCGCUCCUACAGGCUCAAUGCUCAGCUAUUUAACAAGAAAAUCACCAACCGAGUGCUUGGACGAAGGACUCCGUGGCAGUGACAGGCUGAAACAUCACGGACCUCUACAAACUUGAACAAAUAAACAGCUUUCAAAAACACAAACCUAGCCUUUUUGGCACAAGCCCUCCUCACUGGCGGCUGCAAAAGAAGCUAUCUGUUAUCACCAAAGCAAAUUAUUGAUGGUCAGCGGUGCCUCUCUGUUCUCUAUGAUGACCUCAUCCAAGUUCCAUUAGGCCUGCGAGUCUGACCUUGAAACUGUGACUGAGCGUGACUCAGUGGGUGCCUCUCAUUCGCCGUUUAUACGUCCUCCCUCGCUCCUCGGGCCUCGAUCCUCGGGCCUCGAUCCUCGGGCCUCGAUCCUCACUGAUCUACAUAAAGAAAGAUAGAAGAAGGGAUAGACUAUGCCAUUGUUGCGGCCCCAUCAUUGUUUAUGUAGAUCAGUGAGGAGCGAGGAGCAAGGGAGGACGCGUAAACGCUGAAUGGGCGUGACUCCUGACUCCACCACGUCGCCGACCUCGUCUCCGGCGCAUUGCGGUCACACCUGUUUCCUGUGCAGCAACCGUUGGUCGGUUGGUUGGUUGGUUGGCACAUCACAGCUCAACGUCUUUUCUAUGUGUGUCACAAUUUUUUUUACAAGCUCGAAGAUAAUGUGCACUUAACUCUGACACAUCAGAGCAUUAUGAGAAGGCCAAAUCAGCAAGCUAAUUAUCAAAUUGUGCCUGAAUGACUUUUUAUGCCUUUAAGAUAUCUAUGAUUUUAAUGGUGUGAGUACUCUGUAGUAUGUGAAUGGGAACCUAUAGGGACAGGGGCAAAACAUUUUUUUGUUUUUUUACCCAUAUCCCAUUAGCUCCCCAUAUGUUUGUUUGUGUGUGUGCCUUGCCUUUGUGCGUUUGUUUGUUUGUUUGUUUGUUUCACCCUUUCUGCUUUUAAAGUUGAUGAUGUCAGUAUGUAUGGUUGAUGUACUGUAUGUGAUUUUCUGUUUUAUAAAUUCUUGUUUUUAAAACAAAUGCAGGCUUUUGAUAUUAAGAACAAAUAAAUGUUUGUCUGCUCUUUUA
This is a messenger RNA of Sardina pilchardus (European sardine), 8172 nucleotides long. RefSeq names its product ALMS1 centrosome and basal body associated protein (gene alms1). Lineage: Eukaryota; Metazoa; Chordata; Actinopteri; Clupeiformes; Clupeidae. The transcript has 18 exons. The record is from RefSeq and is a predicted model, not a curated record. Gene Ontology annotation, molecular function: microtubule binding. The coding region runs from base 42 to 7157 and encodes 2371 amino acids.